AUGUUCAAAAGAUCGUCUAGUUUAAUCAGACAGUCUAUAAGGGCAAAGUCAUCGAGCUCAACCUCGGCUUUAGCUUACAAGACAUUGCAUCGCAACCAAAAAAGACCACCAUUACCAACAAUAGACACCCCCAACUGGUCAGCAAACGCUGCCGUUUCUUCAAUUCUUUACGAAACACCAGUACCAUCAAAGGCUCCACCAAAACAACAUGUUCUCAACUGUUUGGUUCAAAAUGAGCCCGGGGUAUUGUCAGGCGUUUCUGGUACGUUGGCAGCUAGAGGAUUCAACAUUGAUUCAUUGGUUGUUUGUAAUACUGAAGUUAAGGAUUUAUCUCGUAUGACCAUUGUUUUGAAGGGCCAAGAUGGUGUUGUUGAACAAGCAAGAAGACAAAUUGAAGAUUUAGUUCCAGUUUAUGCUGUAUUGGAUUACACCAAUGCUGAAAUUAUUAAACGUGAGUUGCUUUUAGCUAGGGUAUCGUUAUUGGGACCAGAAUAUUUCCAAGAGUUGAUUGCUACUCAUCAAUUACAUAUUGAUGAUGCAUCAUCAAUUCCUGAUUUGUCGGCCACUGAAUCGGCUUUCCAUCCAUCAAAUUUGGCACCCAGUGAAGCUUUGAGACAAAAACAUAUUCAUUUAGAUCAUAUCUCUACAAUUACUAAACAAUUUGGUGGUAAAAUUGUUGAUAUAAGUGAUCGCAAUGUGGUUGUUGAAUUGAGUGCUAAACCAAGUAGAGUAUCGGCAUUUGUUACCUUGUUGCAUCCAUUUGGAAUUUUGGAAUUGGCAAGAUCAGGUAUGAUUGCAUUACCAAGAACUCCAUUGAAUAGUGCUGAAGAAGAUGAAGUCCCAGUAGAUGCAUCCGAUAUUGUUGAUGCUUCUCAAUUACCUCCAGGUUAA
Molecule: messenger RNA, 891 nt
Organism: Lodderomyces margitis
Lineage: Eukaryota; Fungi; Ascomycota; Pichiomycetes; Serinales; Debaryomycetaceae
Gene: ILV6
Product: acetolactate synthase regulatory subunit
Exons: 1
Coding region: 1-891 (296 amino acids)
Biological process (GO): branched-chain amino acid biosynthetic process
Cellular component (GO): mitochondrial nucleoid; acetolactate synthase complex
Molecular function (GO): acetolactate synthase regulator activity
Source: RefSeq, a predicted model, not a curated record